AUGCAUUUGGGCUUGGAUUUGGUGUUACUGUUUUUGAUGGUAUGUUGGUGGCUAUUCUCUGAGAUCCCCAUGACUUGUAUCAUUUAUGCUGAUAUAAUGGAGCGGAAGGCUGCUUUCCUUGGUGAUAAGAGCAAGCUCUGGUUGGGAGACAAAUUCCUGCCCCGAGGCUGGAAGAGUCAUCUUUAUAACCACUACUUUGGGUCGAAGAAGGUCAGAGAAACAUGGUGGAGGAAGCUUCUGAUUUUGUGGGUGGUUGGUUGGUUCUUAGUGUCUCUGUGGAUCUUCUGGUUGAUGAACUCCCAGGCUGUCGAGAAGAGUAGGGAGACGCUUGCUAGCAUGUGCGACGAGCGUGCUCGGAUGCUUCAGGACCAGUUCAAUGUGAGCAUGAACCAUCUUCAGGCGUUGGCAAUUCUUGUCUCAACGUUUCAUCAUUCCAAGGAGCCAUCUGCCAUUGAUCAGAUGACUUUUGCAAGAUAUGCAGAAAGAACUGCUUUUGAGAGGCCGCUGACGAGCGGUGUGGCUUAUGCUGUGAAGGUUCUGCAUUCUGAAAGAGAAGAGUUUGAGAGGCAACAAGGAUGGACUAUCAAGAGAAUGGACUACACAGAGCAAUCCCCAGCUCGUAAUGAUGACUCGUUCCCUGAGACCCAGGAGAUAUCACCAGCGCAAGAUGAAUAUGCUCCUGUCAUCUUUGCCCAAGAUACCUAUAAGCAUGUGAUAUCUGUGGAUAUGUUAUCUGGAAAGGAGGAUCGUGAAAACAUUCUACGAGCUAGGAAAUCUGGGAAGGGAGUCCUAACUGCUCCUUUUCAGCUGCUAAAAUCAAAACGCCUUGGGGUUAUUCUGACAUAUGCAGUGUACAAAAGAGAAAUUCCUUCAAAUGCAACACCUGUGGAACGUAUCCAAGCAGCCAUAGGAUACUUAGGAGGAAUCUUUGAUAUAGAAGCGCUGGUAGAUAAAUUACUUCACCAACUUGCUAGUAAGCAAUCCAUUAUUGUCAAUGUGUAUGAUACCACCAAUCCUGACGAACCAAUCAGGAUGUAUGGUCCAAACAUGACCGGUACUGGUAUUUACCAUAACAGCACCCUUCACUUUGGCGAUCCAUUAAGAAAGCAUGAGAUGCAUUGCAGGUUCAAAUACAAGCCACCAUUGCCAUGGCUUGCCAUAACAACAUCAAUCGGAGCUCUUGUGAUUGCCUUACUAAUUGGAUAUAUUUUUCAUGCUACUGUCAACCGCAUUGCUAAAGUGGAAGAUGAUUACCGGGAGAUGAUGGAACUCAAAAAACGUGCAGAAGCAGCAGAUGUUGCAAAAUCUCAGUUCUUGGCCACUGUAUCUCAUGAAAUCAGAACUCCGAUGAAUGGAGUUUUAGGGAUGCUGCAAAUGCUUAUGGAUACUGAUCUGGAUAUCACACAGCAAGAUUAUGUGAGAACAGCCCAAGAAAGUGGAAAAGCUCUUGUAUCACUUAUAAAUGAGGUUCUGGAUCAGGCAAAGAUUGAAUCCGGCAAGCUUGAGCUUGAGGCUGUCAGAUUUGACUUGCGAGCAGUUCUGGAUGAUGUCUUGUCACUUUUCUAUGGAAAGUCCCAGGAAAAAGGAAUAGAGUUGGCAGUUUUUGUUUCUGAUCAAGUUCCCGAAUUUCUUGUCGGUGAUUCUGGAAGAAUCCGGCAAAUCAUCACAAAUCUCAUGGGAAAUUCCAUAAAAUUCACAGAGAAAGGGCAUAUUUAUGUGACUGUUCAUCUUGUCGAAGAGAUGAUGAAUUCAUUGGAAGUGGAAACAGAAGCUCAGCCGGUGAAUACCUUGAGUGGUUUUCCUGUGGUGGAUAGAAGACGCAGCUGGGAGAGCUUUAAGAUAUUCAAUCAGGAUUUGUCUAUGACUGAGCUGUCUUUUCUGUCAACCUCUUCGGAUCCUAUUAACCUAAUCAUAUCUGUUGAAGAUACAGGGGUGGGAAUCCCUCAAGAAGCCCAGUGUCGGGUGUUCACCCCUUUUAUGCAGGUAGGCCCAUCAAUUUCACGCAUUCAUGGGGGCACUGGCAUUGGACUUAGCAUCAGUAAAUGUUUGGUUAGUCUCAUGAAGGGAGAGAUUGGAUUUGUGAGUGAACCCCAGAUCGGUUCCACUUUCACCUUUACUGCUAUCCUUACGAGAACAUGCAACAAUUCAAACGAGUACAAAUCAUCCGAAUUUCAAGGGAUGACUGCAUUAGUGGUCGACCACAGACCGGCCCGUGCAAAGGUCACAAGGUACCAUCUCCGGAGGCUUGGUAUUCAUGCUGAACUAGCCAGUGACCUAAACCAAGUUCUUCCCAGAAUAACUAAUGGAACAUUAAUGGUAAACAUGGUUCUUGUCGACAAGGAAACAUGGCUGAAGGAUGCUAAUCUCUGGCCUCUUUUUAUUAGCAAAUUAAGGAAGGAUGACCAGACAAAUAUUCCAAAACUUUUUCUAUUAACAAAUCCUAGCAGUUCUCCCAAAAACAGUCCCGCUAGCUCUGCAGAAUAUUUUUCAACUACAAUCAUGAAGCCACUCAGAGCGAGCAUGUUACAAGUAUCUCUGCACCGAGCUAUGGGUGGUGGAGACCGGGACAAUUGCCGAAAUGGAGGAGUGCCUCGAUUGUCAUUGCACAAUCUUCUUCAUGGGAAGCAUAUUCUGGUUGUGGAUGAUAAUAUCGUGAAUCUAAGAGUAGCUGCCGGUGCUUUGAAGAAGUAUGGAGCUGAAGUAACUUGUGCAGAGAGUGGGAAGAAGGCAAUAGCAAUGCUCAAGCCACCACACAAAUUUGAUGCUUGUUUCAUGGAUAUUCAGAUGCCAGAAAUGGAUGGAUUUGAAGCUACCAAAAGGAUACGAGAGAUGGAAAAUGAUCUGAAUGAUCGAAUACAACAUGGGGAAGUGUCACUAGAAGCUUAUGGAAAUGUCUUGCAUUGGCAGACUCCCAUAUUGGCCAUGACGGCAGAUGUGAUCCAGGCAACACAGGAGGAGUGCCUAAGGUGUGGAAUGGAUGGCUAUGUAUCAAAGCCAUUUGAAGGAGAACAACUGUACAGAGAAGUAGCUCGCUUUUUCAAAACCACCAUGAAGAAAACUCAAUAGGGAGAACUAAAAUAUGUACAACAGCAGAGGACAUUGGCAUGAAGGUCCAUUAGUUGCAGUAUGCGGCAUCUGAUAAAACAGAGUUAUUUUGAAGAAGAUGAAAUUUGGAGAUGGAACGAGUAUUUUCUGUUCCUCAUCUCGCUGAGAAUAUCCAACAUAUGGUACAAUUUAUGCAUAGAGAGCUACAUAAUCGCAAAUGCAAUUUUCAUUCUCAGCACUGUAUAAAGGAGAAACACCUUGUACUUGUUGUUGAUUCUGGUGCCAAUAUCCUCUAUCUUGUAAAAUAAACUGGAUCCUGAAAAAUUUCUUGGCCGUGCAGAAAUGUGGAGUGUACAGAGAUGAACAGUCGGUUCAGAUUUUUGUUUAUUUCUUGAGUAUGUGAUAAUGCAUGUAUUCUUCAGUAAAGAAGAAAUUCAUAGAUGUAAAUUACACAGUCAAAUAAAGAUUGAUGCAUUAAGUGGCAAAAUCAAUCCUUCAGUCUUUUUGUAUAUAAAUGACUUUAGUCUCUUUUUCGUCAAAUAAGUUGGAUUUUUGUCUAAA
Molecule: messenger RNA, 3606 nt
Organism: Elaeis guineensis (African oil palm)
Lineage: Eukaryota; Viridiplantae; Streptophyta; Magnoliopsida; Arecales; Arecaceae
Product: probable histidine kinase 3
Biological process (GO): phosphorelay signal transduction system; phosphorylation
Cellular component (GO): nucleus
Molecular function (GO): phosphorelay sensor kinase activity
Source: RefSeq, a predicted model, not a curated record